This is a messenger RNA of Eutrema salsugineum, 2736 nucleotides long. Its product is annotated as pentatricopeptide repeat-containing protein At5g52850, chloroplastic. NCBI's taxonomy places the organism in Eukaryota, Viridiplantae, Streptophyta, Magnoliopsida, Brassicales, Brassicaceae. The transcript has a single exon. The record is from RefSeq and is a predicted model, not a curated record. Gene Ontology annotation, molecular function: RNA binding; zinc ion binding; protein binding. Bases 8 to 2701 code for a protein of 897 amino acids. Gene Ontology annotation, biological process: RNA modification.
CAAAAGAAUGACGAGCAAAGUAGCAGCAGCUGCUGCAUUUCUCUCUCGCACUAACGAACUGGGAAAUUUCCAACAAUCAUGUAGUCAGAUUCUCUCCUUCUGCGAAUCGAAUUCGUUACGCACAGGUUUACACAUACACUGCCUUGUACUAAAGUUGAAUCUUUUAGAGAAUCUGGACUUAUGCAACAAUCUCUUGAGUCUUUACUUGAAAACCGAUGGUAUAUGGAAUGCACGUAAACUGUUCGUCGAAAUGCCGCACAGAACUGUUUUUGCCUGGACUGUUAUGAUCUCUGCUCAUACCAAGAGGCAAGAGUUUGCGUGGUCGCUUUCGUUGUUCGAUGAAAUGAUGGCUUCGGGAACAGACCCGAACGAAUUCACGUUUUCCUCAGUGAUAAGAUCUUGUGCUGGUUUGAGAGAUCUCAACUAUGGAGCUCGAGUUCAUGGCUCUGUUAUCAAGACUGGAUUCGAGGGAAACCCGGUUUUAGGAAGCAGCUUGACUGAUUUCUAUUCAAAGUGCGGGAGACUCAAGGAGGCUCGUCAAGUGUUUAACUCUCUUCAGAACGCUGCUGAUACCAUCUCGUGGACGAUGAUGAUAACUUCUUUAGUGGAAGCUCGUAAAUGGAGAGAGGCGUUGCAGUUUUACUCUGAGAUGGUUAAAGCUGGUGUUCCUCCUAACGAGUUCACUUUCGUUAAGCUUUUAGGGGCCUCUUCAUUUCUUGGUUUGGAGUUUGGUAAAAUGAUUCAUAGCAACGUGAUUACUCGAGGGAUUCCGCUGAAUGUGGUAUUGAAGACAUCUCUGGUUGAUUUCUACUCGAGGUUCUCUAAAAUGGAAGACUCUGCAAGGGUAUUGAAUUCGACCGGAGAACAGGAUGUGUUUCUUUGGACGUCUCUAGUAUCAGGAUUUGUAAGAAACUUAAGAGCCAAGGAAGCUGUUGUUACGUUUCUUAAGAUGCGAGGUUUGGGUUUGCAACCAAAUAACUUCACAUACGCUGCAAUCUUGAGGUUGUGUUCUUCUGUCUGGUCGUUGGAUUUAGGCAAGCAGAUUCACUCACAGGCCAUCAAGGUCGGCUUGGCGGACAGAACUGAUGUCGGAAAUGCGCUUGUAGAUAUGUAUAUGAAGUGCUCGGCGUCCGAAGUAGAAGCUUUGAGAGUGUUCGGAGAAAUGAUCUCACCAGAUGUCAUCUCUUGGACAACGUUAAUCAUUGGUCUUGUUGAUCACGGGUUCGAGCAAGACUGUUUUGGACUGUUGAUGGAGAUGGUAAACCAAGGGUUAGAGCCCAACGUUGUUACUCUAUCUGGUGUUCUCCGAGCUUGCACCAAAUUGAAAUCUCUAAAGCGGGUAUUAGAGAUCCAUGGAUAUCUACUCCGGAGAAAUGUAGAAAGUGAAACAAUAGUAGGGAACUCACUCGUCGAUGCAUAUGCAAGCUCGGAUAAGAUAGCUUACGCCUGGAACGUGGCUAGGUCAAUGGAAAGGAGAGAUAACAUUACGUACACGAGCUUGGUAACGAGGUUUAACGAGUUGGCCAAGUAUGAAACGGCACUAAGUAUCAUUAAUCAUAUGUGUAGUGAUGGAAUCGGAAUGGAUCAGUUCAGCUUACCUGGGUUAAUCUCGGCUUCAGCCAACUUGGGAGCUCUUGAAACUGGGAAACAUCUUCAUUGUUACUCUGUAAAAUCAGGGUAUUCUAGCUCGGUUUCGGUUUCGGUUUCCAACAGUUUGAUUGACAUGUACGGUAAAUGUGGUAUCUUGGAAGAUGCCAAAAAGGUGUUUGAAGAGACAGCUAACCCUGAUGUAGUUACGUGGAACGGGUUGGUAUCUGGUUUAGCAUCAAACGGUUGUAUUUCAUCUGCUCUAUCUGCAUUUGAGGAGAUGAAGAUGAAAGGAACCGAGCCCGAUUCAGUAACGUUCCUGAUAUUGCUCUCUGCGUGUAGUUACGGAAGAUUGACUGAGAUGGGUCUAGAGUAUUUCCACUCGAUGAAGAAAAUCCAUGACAUUGAGCCACAGAUAGAGCACUACGUUCAUCUAGUUGGUAUCCUAGGUCGUGCUGGACGACUAGAGGAAGCGAGAGGAAUUGUAGAGACAAUGCCGUUGGGACCAAAUGCUCUGAUCUUCAAAACAUUAUUGAGAGCUUGUAGAUACCAUGGGGAUCUGUCUUUAGGAGAAGAUAUGGCUAACAAAGGCUUAGCACUUGCACCAUCUGAUCCAGCCUUGUAUAUUCUUUUGGCAGACUUAUACGACGAAACUGGAAAACCAGAGUUGGCCCAAAAGACUCGAAAUUUGAUGAGCGAGAAGGGUUUGAGUAAGAAGCUAAGCAAGAGCACUGUGGAGGUUCAAGGAAAAGUUCACAGCUUUGCCAGUGAGGAUGUUACUACAGCCGAGAAAACGAAUGGGAUUUACGCAGAGAUAGAAUGGAUAAAGGGUGAGAUCGAAAGGUCAGGCUUUACAUACCGAGGUAAUAAAAACGCAAGCUAUCACAGUGCAAAACAAGCUGCUGUGUUUGGUCUUGUGUACACUUCACCACAAACUCCGGUCCAUAUUGUCAAGAACAAAACCCUGUGUAAGGACUGUCAUGAGUUCGUGUCCCUCAUGACCCGGUUAGUUGAUAAGAAUAUAACUGUAAAAGAUGGGAAUCGAGUACAUAUCUUUAAGAAUGGUGAAUGUUCUUGCAAAGGGGAAGAAGAAACAUCGUUUGUAUUAUCAUAGUUUUUUUGAACAAGGACGAUAAAACAUUUGUGAAA